GUAGAAUUGAGGACACAGAAGAGAGACCCAGUGAAGUUCUUUGAAGAUCUCUGAAGAAGUGAAGCUACAACUGAAGUUUUCAGAAGUAUCAAUGGCGAUGUUGACCAUCCUUCUGCUUCUCAGUGCUGCCAUUGUUCUGGGCGAGGCCUUUGAUCUACGUGCCACAAAGGCUGGGGUGGUGGAGGAACAACAGGAGGAAGGAGCAGCAGAGAGUGAUCGUCCAUGCCCCGGAGGUUGGACCAAAUACGAAUCACGUUGCUUUAUGUUUGUCAACACUGCAAUGACAUGGCCCCAAGCUGAGAACUACUGUCUGUCCCUUGAAGCAAACCUGGCCUCUGUGCACAACUGUGGGGAGAACAGUCAUUUACAGCAAUUGGUGUUGAAAAACACCGGCCAACAUCAAGCUACCUGGAUUGGAGGAUCUGAUGCUGUUAAGAGCAAACAAUGGUUCUGGAGUGACGGCUCCAAAUUUGAUUACCAGAACUGGGAGAAAGGAGAGCCCAAUAAUUAUGGUGAUAUCGAGCGCUGUCUUCAAAUGAACUAUGGAGAUGACAAAAAGUGGAACGAUUUAAACUGUGGAGAGAAAUUGCCCUUGGUGUGUGCACUGAGAACCAGUUAAAUCCAGCAAAACAUCAACUCAACUACGAAAAAGAAAUGUUUCUCCAUAGUGUCAGCAUCAUAACUGAACACACAAGUCAAAUACUUUAAAAAGGAUUUGUUGCUGUAAAAUGAACGUUUUAGUUACUUGUUGUGCAUAAAUGUUAAGUAAUGUUUCUGUGGUUUGUUGUCAAUAAAACUGGUGUACACAUUA
This is a messenger RNA of Salvelinus fontinalis (brook trout), 811 nucleotides long. RefSeq names its product ladderlectin-like. The record is from RefSeq and is a predicted model, not a curated record. The transcript has 6 exons. Bases 92 to 619 code for a protein of 175 amino acids. Lineage: Eukaryota; Metazoa; Chordata; Actinopteri; Salmoniformes; Salmonidae. Gene Ontology annotation, molecular function: signaling receptor activity.